This is a messenger RNA of Microdochium trichocladiopsis, 3036 nucleotides long. Its product is annotated as family 31 glycosyl hydrolase. The coding region runs from base 1 to 3036 and encodes 1011 amino acids. The record is from RefSeq and is a predicted model, not a curated record. Gene Ontology annotation, molecular function: carbohydrate binding; hydrolase activity, hydrolyzing O-glycosyl compounds. Gene Ontology annotation, biological process: carbohydrate metabolic process. The transcript has 6 exons. NCBI's taxonomy places the organism in Eukaryota, Fungi, Ascomycota, Sordariomycetes, Xylariales, Microdochiaceae.
AUGCUGGCCUACAUCCUCCUCCGGCAGAUUGGGAGCAAGCAGCUCAGCCUGCCGUACCGCCUCUGCAGCCUCUUCGCGCUGUGCCUCACCUUCUGGUGCAUUCUCCUCCUCAUCAGCUCCCUCCAGAGCCUCACAGGCAUCUCGACGUCUGAUCUGCUGGUACGCCUGCGCAGAGCCAAGACGGUCCCCACGGCCAAGGACCCAAAGGCGGUCGACCCGCAAGACGUCUGCCCGGGCUACACGGCCACACGCGUCACAGAGACGUCACGCGGCUUCACGGCCCAGCUCAGGCUGGCGGGAGAGCCCUGCAACGUGUACGGGCACGACAUUGAGGACCUCACGCUCGUCGUGGAGGCGCAGGACGUCGACAGGCUGCACAUCGAGAUCCUGCCGACAUAUAUCGGCGCCGAGAACUAUACCUGGUUCGUCCUGCCCGAGGAGCUGGUCCCGAAGCCGAGGAGCGUGUCGGGCAAGGCGUUCAACGCAAAGCACGCCGACCUGGUCUUCUCGUUUGGAAAUGAUCCGACCUUUGCGUUCGAGGUCGCCAGGCGGAGCUCGGGGGAGGUGCUGUUCAGCACGGCCGGCACCAAGAUUGUGUACGAGGACCAGUUUAUCGAGUUUCGCUCGUCCCUGCCAAAGGACUACAACCUCUACGGGCUGGGGGAGACGAUGCAUUCUCUCAGACUUGGCAACAAUUUGACUCGCACGCUCUUUGCCGCCGACGUGGGCGAUGUCAUCGAUGCCAAUCUCUACGGCAGUCACCCGUUCUACCUCGAGACACGCUACUACAAGGUCGACAAGCAGACCGGAACCAGGACCUAUGUCAGCAACAUCACGACCGCAGAGGACAAGAAGGCCGACUACGAGUCCGAGUCGCACGGCGUCUUCCAGCGCAACGCCCACGCGCAGGAAGUCCUCCUGCACCCAGAAAGAGUCACCUGGCGCGCCAUCGGUGGCGGCAUUGACUUGUAUUUCUACGCCGGGCCGAGCCAGGAGGCCGUCACCAAGACGUAUCAGACGAGCACGGUCGGCCUGCCGGCGAUGCAGCAGUACUGGACUUUUGGGUACCACCAGUGUCGUUGGGGUUACAGAGACUGGACGGAGCUGGAGAGAGUGGUUGACAGAUUCGAGAAGGCGCGGAUCCCGCUCGAGACGAUUUGGAGUGACAUUGACUAUAUGAGGGGGUACCGCAACUUUGAGAACGAUCCGGAGAACUACCCUUACGAGGAAGGGAAACGUUUCAUAUCGCGCCUCCAUGCAUCCAAUAGGCACUAUGUUCCCAUCUUCGACUCGGCCAUAUAUGCCCCUGCUCAAAACGACACGAAGGACAGGUACCCGGCGUUCGAGCGUGGGCUCGAGGAGAAGGCAUUCGUCAUGAAUCCCAAUGGAACUGCAUACGUUGGUGAGGUGUGGCCAGGAUUUACCGUCUUCCCCGACUGGGUCGGCGCAGUGCUCAACGGCACAGGCACUAUCCGCUGGUGGAUCUCGGAGCUUGCGCGGUACCACGAGAAGAUCAAGUUUGACGGUGCAUGGGUAGACAUGUCCGAGGUUUCGUCGUUCUGUAAAGGCAGCUGCGGGAGCGAGAACCGGUCUUACAUACUCGGCCCUGACUACGAAUCGUUGCUUCCUAGAGCGGCCAUUGAGUCAGAAGGCUCGCAUGAAGCAGAAGACGCAGGUGGGCCUGGAGAACCGGUUGAGCUGGGAGAUGCAACAAAGCCAGAAGAAGCAGGGGACACAACCGCCGAGAACCCGGUCGUACAGGUAUCAAAGCCGCAUCGGGGACGGAGAAAUGUCGAACACCCCCCCUACAUAAUCAAUAACUGGAAUGGGGAGUUAGGGGGCAAGACUUUGAGCCCGGGUGCGGUGCAUCACGGCGGAUACCUCGAGUACGACUUCCACAACCUCUUUGGCCAUCUGAUUCUCAACGCGACCUAUCAUGCACUGCUCAAAAUCUUUCCAGAUAAGCGCCCGUUCAUCAUCGGGCGGUCGCAGUUUGCUGGAUCUGGCAAAUGGGCAGGACACUGGGGCGGCGACAACUACUCUCUCUGGGCGUACCUCUACCUGUCCAUCCCGCAAGCCCUCUCCUACUCGCUCUUCGGCUUCCCCAUGUUCGGUGUCGACGCGUGCGGCUUCAACGACGACAGCCACAUGGAGCUCUGCAGCCGCUGGAUGCAGCUGUCGGCCUUCUUCCCGUUCUACCGGAACCACAACGCGGAGAAGCUCAAGUCCCAGGAGCCGUACGUCUGGCCCGAGGUCGCGGAGGCCACGCGCACCGCGAUGGCCGUCCGCUACGCCCUCCUGCCGUACAUGUACACGACCUUCCACCUGAGCCACACGACGGGGUCGACCACGCUGCGCGCGCUGGCGUGGGAGUUUCCCCGGGAGCCCUGGUUGCGCGACGCGGACCGGCAGUUCCUGCUCGGCGGCGCGGUCAUGGUCACGCCGUGCCUCGAGAAGGGCGCGACGACGGUCGACGGCGUGUUCCCCGGCUCGGGGGCCGGGUCGGUGUGGUACGACUGGUACAACCACACCGCGGUCCGCGAGACCGGGCCGGGCCAGAACGUCACGAUCGACGCGCCCCUCGGGCACAUCCCCGUGUACGUGCGGGGCGGGCACGUGCUCCCGCUGCAGGAGCCGGCGAUGACGACGACCGAGGCGAGGCGAACGCCGUGGAGCGUGCUCGUCGCGCUGGACAGGGAGGGCGGCGCGAGCGGGGCGCUGUAUCUGGAUGACGGGGAGUCUCUGAAGCCCGAGGCCACGACGUGGGUCAAUUUUGCGGUCUCGGACUCCACGCUCAAAGUGACCAGGAAGGGCAACUUUGUGGACACGAACGCGCUGGGCAACGUCACAAUCAUGGGGAUUCCCGACGGCGACGACAACGGCGUCGGCGAAGUCAAGAUCAAUGGUAAGGCUGUGAAGGCGGGCACGUGGAUUUUCGACAAGAAGAGGAACUUGCUCGAGAUCAGGGGUCUGGACGAGCUGACCAAGAAAGGGGCAUGGGAUCAGGACUGGACAUUGUCGUGGGCGUCAAAGUAA